AUGGCGACGGGGCAGAAGAAGAACAGGAAGAAGCGAGGACACGUCAGCGCCGGACACGGUCGUAUCGGAAAGCAUCGCAAGCAUCCAGGAGGUCGCGGUAACGCAGGAGGAAUGCACCACCACAGGAUCCUUUUCGACAAGUACCAUCCCGGUUACUUCGGUAAAGUCGGUAUGCGAUACUUCCACAAGCUUCGCAACAAGUUCCAUUGCCCGAUCGUCAACCUCGACAUGCUGUGGUCUCUUGUCCCUGAGGAGUUGAAGGCGAAAUCGACUAAAGAUAAGGUUCCGUUGAUCGACGUGACGCAGCACGGGUUCUUCAAGGUGUUGGGAAAAGGUCAUUUGCCUGAGAACAAGCCUUUUGUUGUGAAGGCGAAACUUAUCUCGAAGACUGCUGAGAAGAAGAUUAAGGAAGCAGGUGGUGCUGUUGUACUCACUGCUUAGGUUUAUCACAGAUUUAUCUUCUGGUUUUGUUUUUUAUUUUAUUUUUGAAUCUUCGCUAAAACUCAUCCUGUUUUGGAUUUUGGAACAUGGUUGUUAUGACAUUGAGAUGUGCAUGUUUUGAACAUCUUCGUAUUAAUACUUGCAUUUGAUUCGGACAAGUGUUAGAUAGGUCGUUAUAAUGCUUGGCUGGAUUGGGUUAGCUUUCAUGUUAGUUUGCUUAAUAAUUAUCGAUCACAUUUGUAACAUGAGAUUUGCCAAAAACAGGAAAAAAAGAACAUUAGAUAAUUAUGAACAGUUUCAUAGAGGAAUUAUCAACAUAAAUAACAAUUUGUAA
This is a messenger RNA of Eruca vesicaria subsp. sativa (arugula), 775 nucleotides long. The record is from the annotation of a GenBank genome assembly. NCBI's taxonomy places the organism in Eukaryota, Viridiplantae, Streptophyta, Magnoliopsida, Brassicales, Brassicaceae.